Molecule: messenger RNA, 2282 nt
Organism: Pecten maximus
Lineage: Eukaryota; Metazoa; Mollusca; Bivalvia; Pectinida; Pectinidae
Product: putative ammonium transporter 2
Exons: 10
Coding region: 147-1904 (585 amino acids)
Biological process (GO): ammonium transmembrane transport; ammonium homeostasis
Cellular component (GO): membrane
Molecular function (GO): ammonium channel activity
Source: RefSeq, a predicted model, not a curated record
UCACUAGAAAGCGUUAGUGCCAGCAUGUGAGCUGGAAAGCAACCAGUCAAUAAGGUACUGAUGGAUGGAGACUGUCGCUACAACAUGACAGGGAACCUCUUUUACAAGAAUAUUGUGACGCUACUCAACAGUAAGUGAAGAUCAAAAUGUCACUUAGUAACACGACGACUGUUAGUUCCCAUGACAACACGACACUGACCACAAGAACAAACUGCUGGACAACGACCGCAGGUACUACACUGUCUCCUGGAGAUGAUGUCGAGGCUUGGAUUGAUGACGCUACGUGGAUCCUCACCAGUUCCUUCAUCAUAUUUACCAUGCAAUCAGGAUUCGGACUUUUGGAAAGUGGUAUGGCCAGUCGGAAAAACGAGGUAAACAUCAUGGUCAAGAAUGUUGUCGACGUUGUGUUUGGCGGACUUACCUAUUGGACCAUAGGGUACGGACUGACCUUUGGAGACUCGUCCGGCUCUAAUGGUUUCAGCGGAGUUGGUUCUUUCUUCCUAGAUCCAGAUGAAAAGCACAUGGGAACUGUUUUCUCUAAGUUUAUAUUCCAAGCCUCUUUUUGUACUACGGCGACGACAAUUGUAUCAGGAGCUAUUGCUGAGAGAACCAAACUGACAGCUUAUAUAGUAUUCUGUCUCCUGAACACGCUUGUGUAUAGUUUCCCUGCUCACUGGAUCUGGGCGCCCACGGGCUGGCUCCGGAAGCUUCACGUUGUCGAUGUGGCUGGCGUGGGGCCGGUCCAUUUAGUUGGCGGAACUACAGCUUUGAUUGCCGCCAUCAUGGUGAAGCCUCGUUAUCAACGAUUUUCAAAAGAGGGCGGAACUGUGCAUCAUGGUAACUCAGUAAACGCCCUCCUUGGUUUAUUUAUACUAUGGUGGGGUUGGCUAGGCUUCAACUGUGGGAGUACGUUUGGAAUCAGUGGCGGGAAAUGGAAACUAGCCGCCAGGUCUGCGGCAACAACAAUCCUAGCAGCUUGUGGUGGAGGAACUAUGGCGUUCAUACUAAGUUUCUUCAUACACAAAGGCAAAUACGACAUCGCUUUGUUAGUGAAUGGAAUCCUUGGGUCUCUAGUGAGCAUAACAGGUAUAUGUGCCGUAACAAGAACAUGGGUUGCUGUUAUCAUUGGAGCCAUUGGCGCAUGCGUGACUGCCGGAGCGGAGGCAUUGCUUGUGAGAUUGAAAAUAGACGACCCCGUUGGAGCAACAGCCGUCCACCUUGCGGGAUCUCUCUGGGGGAUGAUCAGUUGUGGUCUGUUUGCCACCAAAGACAACGUGGAAAUGUCAUUUAGUUUCCACGAUGGUCUCGUUUGGGGCGGAGGCUGGUACCUUCUCGGCGUGCAGCUGCUAGCUAUUGUCGUCAUAAUCGCAUGGACGGUUGUGACGUCAUCAAUUAUUCUAAAGGGCAUUGACCUAACUAUUGGACUACGCAUGACUCUGGAGGAGGAGUUGUACGGCGCCGAUUACUUUGAGCACAACGUUGAACCAACAGACGACAUCCGGGAACACGCAGAACGUUUAUUACGUCAUAUGUCUCAUGAGGAGCGGACAAACCCUGCUUACGUCACAUCCAGACCAAUAUGGUGGUGGUGGAAGAGAAGAAGAGAACGUGCUGCUACUCCAAAAAGUGAAGAGACGGAUAGCGCAUCGGGAUACACUUCAGACGAUUCUGGUAUCAAAUCUCUUCAGAAAAGUCAGACUUCUGAACCCACGACAGAGGUCACCGACACCGGGGAAGACCUUACUGAGGUGGACAAUACAAACAGAGGGGAGACUAACGGUCACGUGCGCGUUACUGGAAACGGUAAUCCAGAUAAAUGCUUGAAACAUACAUCGAAUGGACAUAGUUAUGUCAACAAAGCGUUCCAGAACAAUGAGGACGAGUCUUAUGUUACGAAUAUGUAGGACACUGUGCACACUUAAUGUCAGAACACUGUUAACAGGAUAAAGCACAAAAUGUCCGGAAUGACGCUUCACGCUAAAGGAGGGUGCCAACCUGGGUCAUCCUGCGGCCCCUCAGCGAUCAUUCUGAUCUGUUACUUCACUCAUAACAAUAAGCUUUAUAUACGAUGGAAACUGAGAAUGUAAAAAUUAUACUGUUUGUGUUUUCUGCUAAAUUUUAACUUUAAAUGUAACAACAUUAAGUUGAAAAAAUUGAUAUAUUGAAAGUGGGUCAUAGUGAACUACAUAUUGGUCUAUUUUGAUAAUCAAUUACUUUUACUUUAAAGAUGUUACAUCGCUUACAAAGUGUUAUUAUUGUUGAUUUAAAACAAGAUAAAUGGU